AUGGUUCUGGCGUUGAUUCCACAUGUGCUAGUAGCCAUUUUCUUUUUGGCGGCUUUCCUACCUGUAAUCCCAGUCAAAUAUCGAAGCCGAAGCCAAAUUACUGCUCAUAUUACUCUUGGACUCUUAUAUCUGUUCUGCUCCUCCUACUUUCUGGGUGUCACGGUAAACGGCGAGUUCAAUGUACUCCAUAAGUUCUUACAAGCGUACCAAGGAGCCUUUCACAUUGGAAUCGCAUAUUUUCUCUGGGCAAUUGAAAGUGAACAGGCAAAACCUGAACAACCUCUACAGUUUGCCAGGCUAAUGGCUUCAUUCUUCUGUUUAUUCACUCAGCUCUUCGCUGCUUGGAACUUCAGUAACAAGUCAACUCGUGGACUUCUAAUUACAGAUAAUUUCAUCGUAUGUGCGUCACUCAUCGAAGGAGUGUGGUUUUUCUCAGAAGUAAUUCGAUUCUUCUUGAACAGGAGAACACCACAAGAGGAAGUUGAUGCCAUGGUCAAGCGAUCGACCUUGUGGCUAGAGGGCAAAGGUAACUUCUACUUGGAAAAUGCACUCUAUAUUGAUGGUGGCUUGUCUCUGUUAAUGACUCUGUUACAUUUCGCUUUCCCCCAGCAUAUCCUGAAGAUGGUGAUUAAGCCCGAAUAUUCUAUCGACUCCCAUCACAUUCUCUGGUGUCGUUUGUUCGGUUGUUCAUCCCUCAUCCCAGCUCUGAGCUCAAUCCAAGCCCGCUACUUCUCACCAAACACUCAAAUAACUUACAUUGCUAGCAGAUUAAUUACACAAGUCGUUGUUUUCCUACUCAAUAUCUUCGGGCACUGGGUUUUGGGAAUUUAUUCUCCUAACCACAUAACCGCCUUCAUGAUCAGUGGAUUCUACAUGUCUUUCCUCUUCUCUGCUUUCUACAGAACAAAAAAUAAUUAUGACGACAAGAAUUACGAGAACCAAGUUAAAACAACUACACGAAUCGAGACCAGGACAGUUAAAACCAAAAGCACUUGA
This is a messenger RNA of Auanema sp. JU1783, 996 nucleotides long. Lineage: Eukaryota; Metazoa; Nematoda; Chromadorea; Rhabditida; Rhabditidae. The record is from the annotation of a GenBank genome assembly.